AUGAAGGGCUGUAUACAGUGUUUAAGAGUCAUACUAGUAGUUUUCAACUUCCUGGUUGUGCUUAUUGGGUUGUCAGUUUUGGGUUUCUCUGUUUACAUCUACCUGGAACCAGAGGCACAAGACAUCAUACUUGCUUCGGGACAACAACAUGCCGUACAAAUAAUGUUAUAUGGUCUUAUGGGCAUCGGUGGAAUUACUUUAGUAAUAGCGCUGUUUGGUUGUUGUGGUGCUUACCAUGAAUCCCAAUGUCUUUUGGGAACAUAUUUCACUAUUCUUAUUGUGAUCUUUGCAACUCAAGUAACAGGAGCCACAUUGGGUUAUUUAUACAGAGAGGAGAUUAUGAAAUAUGUCGAUGAUCGUAUGAGAGAAGGUAUUGAAGAGUAUUCAAUGCUACGUGAUCAACGUGAAAAUCCCGUACCGUUUAUGGAUUCAAUUCAACGUAUGCUGCGCUGUUGUGGUGUCAAUGGUUACGAAGAUUACCGUGAAAGUAUACCCAUAGCAUGUUGUGAUCAUCAUGUUAGCACAUGUCUAAAUGCAUUACUGUCACCCGAAGAAGUUUAUAAAGAAGGUUGCAAAGAUAAAUAUAAAGUAAUGUUGAAAGAUAAAUUGGUCAUUAUCUUCCUUGCAACUGUUUCUAUUGCAGCUUUUGAAAUAUUUUGUCUUCUGUUUUCAAUGGUUAUGUGUUGCACAAUUCGACAAUAUCAUUCAGAUUAUUAUGGAGUCAAUUAUUCAAUUGCUACUUGA
Messenger RNA from Schistosoma rodhaini, 744 nucleotides. The record is from the annotation of a GenBank genome assembly. Lineage: Eukaryota; Metazoa; Platyhelminthes; Trematoda; Strigeidida; Schistosomatidae.